This is a messenger RNA of Chiroxiphia lanceolata (lance-tailed manakin), 603 nucleotides long. Its product is annotated as gastrula zinc finger protein XlCGF49.1-like. The transcript has 4 exons. NCBI's taxonomy places the organism in Eukaryota, Metazoa, Chordata, Aves, Passeriformes, Pipridae. Gene Ontology annotation, molecular function: DNA-binding transcription factor activity, RNA polymerase II-specific; RNA polymerase II cis-regulatory region sequence-specific DNA binding. The coding region runs from base 1 to 603 and encodes 200 amino acids. Gene Ontology annotation, biological process: regulation of transcription by RNA polymerase II. The record is from RefSeq and is a predicted model, not a curated record.
AUGGGCCCCCAGGCAGGCCCCGAGCUGAGGACGGAGAGCCCGGAGGACAAAUCCCCGUCAGAGCCUGAAUGUGGGAAGAGCUUCAUUCAGAGCUCCCACCUGCUCCGACAGCAGCACAUCCACACUGGGGAAUGGCCCUACCCAUGUGGGGAAUGUGGGAAGAGCUUCAGGCAGAGCUCCACCCUGAUCCGCCACCAGAUGAUCCACACUGGGGAACGGCCCUACACGUGUAGGGAAUGUGGGAAGAGCUUCAGGCAGAGCACCCACCUCCUCAGCCACCAUCACAUCCACACUGGGGAACGGCCCUACACGUGUGGAGAAUGUGGGAAGAGCUUCAGGCAGAGCUCCCAGCUGAGCCAACACCAGAUGAUCCACACUGGGGAAUGGCCCUACAAGUGCUUGGAAUGUGGGAAGAGGUUUCACACCAGCUCAGAUCUCCUCCUGCAGCAGCGGACGCACACGGAUGAGAGGCCCUUCCGCUGCACCGAGUGCGGGAAGGGCUUCAACCGGAACUCCAACCUCGUCACCCACCGGCGCAUCCAGACCGGGGAGAGGCCCUACAAGUGUGGGGAGUGUGGGAAGAGCUUCACCCAGAGCUCCUGA